CUAAAGACCAGGAGCUGAGACUAGGAGAGUGUGGUAAAGAGAAAUUGCAGUGGUUCUAAGGGGGAAAAAGAAGGGCUAACACAAGCUAAGCAGUAUGAUGGUGGGGACGGUCAUCAUGAUGAGAAUGAACCAGGACGGGCUGACUCCCCAGCAGCGGGUUGACAAGAUCUUCACCAAGAUGGACAAGGACAAGAACGACCAGAUCACUCUGGAGGAGUUCAAGGAAGCUGCCAAGAGCGACCCCUCUAUUGUCCUCCUCCUGCAGUGUGACAUGCAGAAAUAGAGGUUUCCCUGCAGACUCCAGCUGGACUGCCCAAGGCCGCGUGCCCCAGCAUACCGGUUACCGCCCUCCCUGCCACCUUGCACCCAGCCCCUGCUUCCCAGAGC
Messenger RNA from Mauremys reevesii (Reeves's turtle), 387 nucleotides. Its product is annotated as hippocalcin-like protein 4. Lineage: Eukaryota; Metazoa; Chordata; Testudines; Geoemydidae. The record is from RefSeq and is a predicted model, not a curated record. Gene Ontology annotation, molecular function: calcium ion binding. The transcript is spliced from 2 exons. Bases 95 to 283 code for a protein of 62 amino acids.